This is a messenger RNA of Petromyzon marinus (sea lamprey), 7012 nucleotides long. RefSeq names its product plasma membrane calcium-transporting ATPase 2-like. Gene Ontology annotation, molecular function: ATP binding; PDZ domain binding; P-type calcium transporter activity. Gene Ontology annotation, cellular component: intracellular membrane-bounded organelle; plasma membrane. Gene Ontology annotation, biological process: calcium ion transmembrane transport; regulation of cytosolic calcium ion concentration. The record is from RefSeq and is a predicted model, not a curated record. Lineage: Eukaryota; Metazoa; Chordata; Hyperoartia; Petromyzontiformes; Petromyzontidae.
AACUAACAGGCUGAGCAAACCAAGCUCCGCUCAGAGCGUGACAGAGUGCCUCCAGGCCAAGGUUGUCAGGGUAGUAACGAGCAGCAGCAAGCCGCCGUAGUCUGCCUCUCGUUUUGGGUUUUUUUCCCUUCUGCUUCUUCUUGCUCUAAGUGACACCCGGGCAGUGGAGACAACCCAAGGCCAGGCAGCAGCGGCAGCAGACAGCCCCACGUCCCACGAUUGCUGUACAGGUCCGCAGGCGCCACCAUUUGACUCGACAAAAGAAUGCGGAGUGAAGAUUGGGAGGCGCAGAGCGGAGCGUGGCUUUACCGGGGAGGCUCCGGCAAUAGCGCCGCUCGCCGUUGGCUGUAAGGAACUCGCGCGCACGGGGGCCGCUCGACGCCGCCACCGCUACUGCCACGCGAGACGCCGCCCCACGGACUUGGGCUCGAUUCCACGAGCGGCAUUGUUUCCCGACGACGCCGGCUGCCUGCUGGAGUGGGCGGCUCCACGUACGGGGGCCUCCGCGGGAGCUCUUCGCGUAACUGCUCGGCUCGCCCGGGUGCCUCGGAAGGCGUCCGGGGAGAAAUGUUUAGAGGGCUCUGCCUACGCCGUGGCGGCGUGGAUCGGGCGGCGUGAGGCGGGCGUCGGUUCGAGGGGAUCGUCGUUGGAGGUUUGGCAGCGGCAAGCCCGUGUGUCGCGGUGUCGUAGUGUUAUCGUCGUCGUUUGUUUAAGCCGUGGACAACUUUAAUCGCUGAGGAUUCGUCUUUGUUGUGUUUUGGUUUGGAAAAUCAAGAGAAUGAAGAAAAUCAGGGAACUUUCAAACGCCAAAUGAAAUUGCUGCCGCUUAUUUUUUUGAAGAAUCAAAGACAAACAUCAUCAUAAUACGUCAUUACAAAAUCUCAUAUUAAAACAACAACCCACACACGCACGUUCGUACGGAGGCCACGGGGAACCCAAAGUCCGACUCUGCGCUAUUUGAACGGGCGACAAGCGGGCGAGCCCCGAUGGCCGCCAACAACGGCUCGGAGGCCCUGUCUCCGAGGUCGGAUGGCUCGGAUGGCGGGCAAUUCGGCUGCUCCCUCAUGGAGCUGCGCUCCCUCAUGGAGCUCCGCGGUGAGACCGCCCUCCACGACAUCCAGCAGAAGUACACGGACGUGCCGGGGCUGUGCCGCCGUCUCAAGACCUCGCCCACCGAUGGGCUGAGCGACAGCGUGAGCGACCUGGAGAGGAGGAGGCAGGCGUUCGGCAGGAACGUCAUCCCCCCGCAGAAGGCCAAGUCCUUCCUGGAGCUCGUGUGGGAGGCCCUGCAGGACGUGACGCUCAUCAUCCUGGAGAUCGCCGCCAUCGUCUCCCUGGGCCUCUCCUUCUACCGGCCGCCCGAAGAGAGCAGCGAUGAGUGCGGCAUGCUGGCGGGCGGCGGCGGCGGCGACGACGGCGAGGCGGAGGCCGGCUGGAUCGAGGGCGUCGCCAUCCUCUUCUCGGUGGCCGUCGUGGUGCUCGUCACGGCCUUCAACGACUGGAGCAAGGAGCGCCAGUUCCGCGGCCUCCAGAACCGCAUUGAGCAGGAGCAGAAGUUCGCCGUGGUGCGCAACGGCCAGGUCGUGCAGAUCCCCGUCGCCGAGAUAUCCGUCGGCGACGUGGCCCAGGUCAAGUACGGUGACCUCCUGCCAGCGGACGGCGUCCUCAUCCAGAGCAACGAUCUGAAGAUCGACGAGAGCUCGCUCACCGGCGAGUCCGACCACGUGAAGAAGUCGGCCGACAGAGACCCCAUGCUGCUGUCGGGCACGCAUGUGAUGGAGGGCUCGGGCCGCAUGGUGGUGGCCGCCGUGGGCAUGAACUCUCAAACCGGCAUCAUCCUCACGCUCAUGGGGGCGAGCGCCAUGGAGGACGAGGCGUCGCCCAAGAAGGACAAGAAAGCUCCCAAGGCGACCAAUAAGAGUGGAGGUCGCCCCGACAGCAAGGGGCAUUCGGCCCACGCAGGCAAGAAGCCAGCUGGAGAGACGGGCCACGUGGAGCAAGGGAAACCAUCCACCAAUGACGUGGAUAUGGAGCUGGAACCCCUGAGGGACGUUGAGGCCGCCGUGGAGGAUGGCGGCGGCGGUGCACGCAAGAAGAAGUCUUUCACCCCCAAAAAGGAGAAAUCUGUGCUGCAGGGAAAGCUCACGAAACUGGCUGUCCAGAUUGGCAAGGCCGGCCUGGUGGUGUCGACUAUCACGGUCAUCAUCCUGGUGCUCUACUUCGUGAUCGACACGUUCGUGGUGCAGGGCCGCCCGUGGCAGUCCGAGUGCUCGCACGUCUACGUGCAGUACUUCGUCAAGUUCUUCAUCAUCGGCGUCACCGUGCUCGUCGUGGCCGUGCCCGAGGGGCUGCCCCUGGCCGUCACCAUCGCGCUGGCCUACUCCGUCAAGAAAAUGAUGAAGGACAACAAUCUGGUGCGGCACCUGGACGCGUGCGAGACGAUGGGCAACGCCACGGCCAUCUGCUCCGACAAGACGGGCACCCUCACCACCAACCGCAUGACUGUGGUGCAGGCGUACGUGGGCGGCGUGCACCAUCGCCGCGUGCCGGGGCCCGACGUCAUCCCCGAGCCUGUCAUGGACCUCCUGGUCACCGGCAUCUCCGUCAACUCGGCCUACACCACCAAGAUCCUGCCGCCGGAGAAGGAGGGCGGCCUGCCUCGGCAAGUGGGCAACAAGACGGAGUGCGCGCUGCUCGGGCUCGUGCUGGAGCUGGGCCAGGAGUACGCGCCGGUGCGCGACGAGGUGCCCGAGGAGGCGCUGUUCAAGGUCUACACCUUCAACUCGACGCGCAAGUCCAUGAGCACCGUCAUCCGCACGCCCGAGGGAGGCUACCGCCUCUACAGCAAGGGUGCCUCAGAGAUCCUGCUCAAGAAGUGCAAGCGCAUGCUGGGAGGCGACGGCAGCGUGGUGCCGUUCGGGGCGCGCGACCGGGAGGACGUGAACGGCGCCGUCAUCGAGCCCAUGGCCAACGACGGCCUGCGCACCAUCUGCCUGGCGUACCGUGACUUCCCGCCGGGCGGUGCGCCCGACUGGGAGAGCGAGGGCGACGUGGUCGCCGACCUCACGUGUGUCGCCAUCUGCGGCAUCCAGGACCCCGUGCGGCCCGAGGUCCCGGAGGCAAUCCGUAAGUGCCAGCGAGCAGGCAUCACGGUGCGCAUGGUGACGGGCGACAACAUCAACACGGCACGCGCCAUCGCCACGGCCUGCGGCAUCCUGCCCGCGGGCGGAGACUUCCUGUGCAUGGAGGGGAAGGAGUUCAACCGGCGAAUCCGCAACGAGCACGGCGAGAUCGAGCAGGAGCGUCUGGACCGCGUGUGGCCCAACCUGCGCGUGCUGGCGCGCUCCUCGCCCACAGACAAACACACGCUCGUCAAGGGGAUCAUCGACAGCACCUACGGGGUGCAGCGGCAGGUGGUGGCCGUGACGGGGGACGGGACGAACGACGGGCCAGCCCUCAAGAAGGCCGACGUUGGAUUCGCCAUGGGCAUCGCGGGCACCGACGUGGCCAAGGAGGCGUCGGACAUCAUCCUGACGGACGACAACUUCAGCUCCAUCGUGAAGGCGGUGAUGUGGGGGCGCAACGUCUACGACAGCAUCUCCAAGUUCCUGCAGUUCCAGCUCACGGUCAACGUGGUGGCCGUCAUCGUCGCCUUCACCGGGGCCUGCAUCACGCAGGAUUCGCCGCUCAAGGCCGUGCAGAUGCUGUGGGUGAACCUCAUCAUGGACACGCUGGCGUCGCUGGCGCUGGCCACGGAGCCGCCCACCGAGGCGCUGCUGCUGCGCCGGCCGUACGGGCGCAACAAGCCGCUCGUGUCGCGCACCAUGACCAAGAACAUCCUGGGCCACGCCAUCUACCAGCUCACCGUCAUCUUCACGCUGCUCUUCGCCGGCGAGGUGGUGCUGGACGUGGACAGCGGACGGCACGCUCCGCUGCACGCGCCGCCCUCGGAGCACUACACCGUGGUGUUCAACACCUUCGUCAUGAUGCAGCUCUUCAACGAGAUCAACGCGCGCAAGAUCCACGGGGAGCGCAACGUCUUUGACGGCAUCUUCCGCAACCCCAUCUUCUGCAUCAUCAUCGUGGGCACCUUUUUCGUGCAGGUCUUCAUCAUCCAGUUCGGAGGGAAGCCCUUCAGCUGCGCCAGCCUCAGCCUGGAGCAGUGGCUCUGGUGCAUCUUCCUGGGAGUCGGAGAGCUGCUGUGGGGACAGCUCAUCGCGACCAUCCCGAGCUGCCGGCUGCCGUCGCUGAAGCGGGCGGCCGCGGGCGACGAGCCGAGCGAGCCGGGCUGGGCCGGGCCGACGCGUGAGCAGGAGCAGGAGGAGAUGGACCAGGCCGAGCAGGAGCUGAGGCGCGGCCAGAUCCUGUGGUUCCGCAGCACGAACCGCAUCAAGACACAGAUGGGGGUGAUGAGCGCCUUCCAGGGCGGCUCCCUCUAUCAGGGCUCCCUGAGGCGCCAGGCCACCAUAGCCUGUUCUCACCCUCGCGGGGCAGGCCACACUAACCCCUGCUCUCACGCUGUUCUCGCGCACGGCCAUCCACGUAGUAAGAGCGUUCCGUAGCUCGCUCUUCGAGGGAUUCCAGAGCCCCGACCUCAACGCCUCCAUCCACGAGUUCAUGUCCAUGCCAACCUACAGCAUGGCCGACUCCUACACGGAUCUACCGCUGGCUGUGGAGCAGGACCAGGCCGCCACUGCUGCCGCCCCCACGCACAGCUUUGAGAUGGCUUUCUAGGCCAGAACCUGUCAACCCUAAGCACCCUGUAGCAGUGAGAUAUAGAGAAUGUUAUACGCAUGGAAGCUGCAGGUCAGGUAGAAGUGAGAGGGAGGUCUGUGGUAAAUGAGGGGUUCAGGCCAAGUGUUGCAACAUGUCCUGGCAUUCCUACGAUUGUCCUCUGUGUGAGGCUACUGUCUUAUGAAAUAUUUCAGUCUUCCCAGAACGUUAACAUUUCUGGUUCUUGUCAAUUGGGUAAUGAUACACAAUGCAAGGCAAUGCAUUCACUUGUAGUUCUGCCUUCUCAUGGUUUUGUGAGACAUUGCUACUCCUUGUGAUAUAUCCAAUUUUGUACCUCAGAGGUGGCAACUCAUAGACUGGUUAUUGAGAUUCCCAGGCCUGUUCGGAAUGGAAGAGCCCUUCAAUACACGCCACUGUUGCUCGUCAACACCCGAAUGUCCAGGCGACACAAAAUUAUGAAUUUUUAAACGCUGUUUCUGGGCCCUGUAUACAGGCUCGGUAGAUACAUGUUGAACUAUUUAUAAAUACCCCAGGAAGUAAUAGGGAAUUAUUAAGACUCGGACAAAAACAAGCCACGUUAUUUGUAAUUCUCGACACUUCUUCCACCAAUCUCGGUAAAUCGUGUGACACUCUCCUCUGUAAGAAGAUAUGAGAGCCAUCGGCUUUCACAGUUCUGUCUUCUACCACCCGUUGAGAAGAAAGUUACAGGGUCGUUAGAAAUCAGUGGGGUAUCUAUAAAUGAAUCACCAUGUACAAAAAAGAGGCCCCCCUUAUGCGACCCAGCUCUGUGACCGUGCAUGCCCGUCGGUGUUACUAAGGUGCGCGUCACACCGCCGGGUAAUUGCCGUGCAAAAAUCCACCCUCAAUUGAUUCGCUCCUUAAUAAUUCAUCGCACGCGUUUGAGGCAACAGCUGCCAUUAUGAAGCCACAUGCACUGUACGCUGAGCAAAAAGGACUGCACCUCAAUGAGCAAUAGGGUCUCUGUUGAGUCUUUGACAAGGAGGUAGUGGGGGGGGGGGUUAUAACUGACGAGUGUACCACACUACAACGUUACAGGCGAUCAUUAAGACACCACGAACGAAAGUUGGGAUUUGACGUGUGCGUUAUUUAUAUUGCAUCGCUGUAGCCGUAGGCCCUGGAGUGUAACAGUUGUGGGCAGUAAGAUAACGCCGAGUGGUCUGUAUAUGGUGCGUCUUCGAAAUACCAUUCUAAUCAGGGAUGACUACCCCUGAUAUAUCCGUUUUUUAAUCCCGUUAUUUUCAUGCAGACCCAAUCGAUCCAAUUUUUACAAUGUGUAAUGUUAGUUUGACAUUUUUUUUAAAGGGUGACCUUUACAUCAACGCAGCUCUGAUGUUAUAUUGCUUGUACACAAUAAAAACGUAUGUAUAAAUAAUACAGUCUAAAACAAAUGGAAACCAAAAAAAACAUCGAUGCCACCGAAAAUCAUGAGACAUUGAUGGAUGGAACCCACAAUCCAAUGCUGCAGUUGAAGUAACUUCAGAGGAACAGAACAAAAACACUGGGACUGCCUGGCGUGUGACAAUUCUGCCGAGUGCCGAGACGUGGCUAGCAAGUCAGCACGUUCUGUUUAAGCGUAAUUAGUGCUAUUUUAUUUUUGUUUCAAUCUUCCCCCCCCCCCCCCCCCCCAUUUUUAGGGGUCUCAGUAAAAAAAGAAUCCCGUUAUAUGGGGCCCACUGUAUAUCCAAAAUUGUAAACGACGCAGAAACCCAGUACGACACAAACAUUAAUGCAGGCCAGAAAACAAAUAAAUCAUGUUGGGAUGACCACAAUUUUCUCAACUUGCUUCUUUUGAGCUGAUGGGCCGGCAGCUUCGGUGCAUCCAAUGCGAGUCUGUGUUGCAUUGUAAACUCCACGGUGUAUAUCCAUCCACGGUUUUUCCAGGACACACACUGCACGUCUCAUCAUACAUCUGGAUGCAGGCGGCUUCUACAGCAGCAGGUGUUGCGUGCAGUCCGGAGGAAAUGCUGUUUCUCAGUUCAGGGGCUUGUAUACUGCCCAGAGCUCUGUAGUUGUGUAUUGUUUUCAGUAAAUGCAUGGCUUCCACCGUUCUUGAUGUAGGUGUCUUGCAGAGACUGUAAUGAACGUCCAGCUGCUUUGUACUCGCAACUCCGGGAUAUGACCCGUGAAUUAUGAGUACAUUUGACCGUACGAGGUGCAUGCUCAAAUGUGUAAAGGUACCACCACUCACCCCCCCCCCACGCCUAAACCUUGUGACGGAACAAGGGAUGACCUCGAUAAUAUAAUCCAACUUUCGAAA